AUAACCAAGUAGUCCCUGCCAAAGCCCUCAUCAUCACUUCCAAGUGCGUUUGUCUCGCUCUCAGUCUCAACUUAGCAACAAUUCAGCAACAGUACGGAAUAAUAUUCAAAAUAAUUCACCAAAAUCACAGCAAUAAGCAGCAACCCAGAGUGCACCCAAUAUGUUUGAUUUGAAGAAACGAUCUCGCCAGAUUCGCGCUAUAUGCAAUGUGAUAUACAACGAUCCAUUCCUUUGGGACGUUAUCAAGAGCUACACCAUUUUUGCGGCAGCCAUACCCAUUGCCCAUACAUUUAAUGGAUACAAGUUAAUGCCAUAAUUAGUUUAGGGAAAUAUUCAACAAAUAUUUCUGUAAAUUCUAGCAACAUUUAUGGCGGCACAAUGGCAAUCAGACCUUGUUUUGGAUUGGAUUGGAAGCCUCCUUGGGCAUCCAAUGCCCAUUUAAAUUCUAUAUAAUCCUAUAUGAUAUCUUCAGUCCGAAUCCAUUAAACCGAAACCCUUUAAACCCCAUU
Molecule: messenger RNA, 509 nt
Organism: Drosophila subobscura
Lineage: Eukaryota; Metazoa; Arthropoda; Insecta; Diptera; Drosophilidae
Exons: 3
Coding region: 161-316 (51 amino acids)
Source: RefSeq, a predicted model, not a curated record